Molecule: messenger RNA, 1519 nt
Organism: Priapulus caudatus
Lineage: Eukaryota; Metazoa; Priapulida; Priapulimorpha; Priapulimorphida; Priapulidae
Product: urease accessory protein F-like
Exons: 6
Coding region: 254-649 (131 amino acids)
Molecular function (GO): nickel cation binding
Source: RefSeq, a predicted model, not a curated record
CCCAACUGGAGGGUUUUCGCACAGCCUCGGAUAUGAAGCUGCAGUGCAACACUGCACAUCCACAGGAGUGAAAAACCACAAUGGAACACCAAAUGAAUUCACAAAAUUUGUAUUCAGUUGCCUGGAAAAUGCAGGUUCACUGCAAUUACCAUACCUACGAUGUGCCUACCUGAGUGAAAGCAUAAUCGAUGUGGAGCAGUUAGAUGUGAGCCUUCACGCCAGGCUUACGAACCACGUGGCAAACCGGGCCAGCAUGAGACAGGGUCGAGCGUUUGUGAAUGUGGCAAGCGAGAUCGUAUCACUGCCCUCGCUGCAGCAGUUAUGCGUGUUGAUAGAAGAGGAUUCACUCGUCGGGCACUACUCCGUGAUGUUUGGAUAUGUGUGCCGCCAUCUAUGCCUGACAAUGCAGGACACUGUCGACAUAUUUAUGUAUGGCGUACUGAGAACCAUCGUUGCAAGUGCAGUGAGACUUGGGAAGUUGGGAUCGUUGGAGGCACAGAAACUUCAGUACGAAAUUCAACAAGUUAUUCCUAAUAUAGUGGAAAGGUACAGAAGUUGCAGCGUAGAGGAUGCAUGUGUUCGCUUCCCCGUCCCCGAAUAUGUGCAGAGUACGCACGAUACAAUGUUUGCUCGUCUCUUCCACUCCUGAUGUUUGAUUCACGUAUAUAUGUGCGGCACAUCAAUGUAUCUGUAUACAAUGUCACCUAUAUAUGUAAGUGUACGUUAUAGACUGUUCUGUAGAAAUGACUGUGAACAUGGGUUUGACUGUAUAUAUACAUCAGUGUCACCCAGUUAGAGUAAGAAGUUCUUUACUUUUCUAAUAAAUGACAUUUUUGCAUCAGAAUAUAGCUGAUUAUGUUGAGUAAUUACAGUAAUGUAUUAAACUAUGUAAAGACAUCUAACAUAUGAAUUCCGAAAGAAUGUGUUACACCUCAGUCAUGCAUGUCGUUACAUGUAUACAUUGUUACAAUAGUUAUAUUGUUAUAAUAGAUAUCUACACGUUAUUCUGUAUGGAUUUGCUAUUGUGGAUACUUGUAAAGAAGUGGCAUUUUAAGACAUAACUUUGUUUUUAUAAAUAACAAUUAAUAAUCUAAUAAUCUAACACGAAAUCAUUAUUUAUCUAUUUCAUUAACCAUGUUUUAUUUUUCCAAAAUAAUAAUUUCAGAUACAGUAUUAGUAAGAUGAACACACAACCGUGAAAACGUGCUAUAACAUUCAACCACGUAUCUAUGAUUGUCUAUUGGGAAUACACAGAUUCCGAGUGUUCAUAUACAACGUAUAGUUUGUAAGGUCCAACACCGCACCAUCAUAUUUAAUAUAGACAUCACCGGUUUCAUUUCUUACUAGAAUCGCGCAGUAAUAGUUUGAUUCCUGCCCUCACAACUAACAUGUAAAUAUCAGAUUAGCCACCCAUUAUAGGUGGUAUUGUAUGUAUUUAUGUAUAUAAAAUAGUUAUAAAUCAGCAAUAAUGGUGCAGAUAUGUGUAUAUGUUUAAUAUAAACUUAUAGGUUAAAAAACA